This is a messenger RNA of Microdochium trichocladiopsis, 963 nucleotides long. RefSeq lists its product as uncharacterized. The record is from RefSeq and is a predicted model, not a curated record. NCBI's taxonomy places the organism in Eukaryota, Fungi, Ascomycota, Sordariomycetes, Xylariales, Microdochiaceae. The coding region runs from base 1 to 963 and encodes 320 amino acids. The transcript has a single exon. Gene Ontology annotation, molecular function: ATP binding; ATP hydrolysis activity.
AUGAGUUACAGGGUGCAGACAGCUUCCCAUGGCAAGGCUCUUGACGGCAUCAAAGAGGACACGGCAGCAGUCAAGCACGACACGACAGCAAUCAAAGAGGGGACAACAUCAAUCAAAGAGGACACGACAGCAUUGAUCGAGUCACAUGCAAGCGCCGAGGAGGAAGCGACACGAAGGAGCAUUCUGGACUGGGUCGAGAAGCGUGUCAUCCGCUUCGACAAGAUCCAGGGCGAUCAUUUCAACAGAGCCCAGGCCGGAACUGGAACAUGGUUUCUCGAGUCGGAGCCUUUUCAGUCCUGGUGUACUGGCACAGCCAAGACAAUGUAUUGCCCUGGCAUACCAGGUGCUGGCAAGACUAUUAUCGCUUCGGUCGUCGCGAACUACCUCAGCGUGAGGUUUCCACAGGCGGACACAAACGUCAGCGUUAUCUAUUUCAAUUACAAGUCUCAGGGCCAACAAGGUCUUACACGCAUACUACUUUCCAUCCUUUGGCAGUUCGUCUACAAGAGAAAAAGGCUCGACAAGAGGAUCCAAGACUUCUGGAAAGCCCACGAGAGAAGCGAACCAAGUGCAGACGCAAUAUCUGCCCUUCUAGGCAACCUUGUACAAAAUGCAUCUCGCUCCUUUAUUGUCUUGGACGCAUUAGACGAGAUUUCGAAUGAAGGAGGCAUGGAUAGUCGUAAGAGCCUUCUCAACAGUAUCAUGGAACUCCAGAAGACGGCGGCAACGGGCCAUGCGCUGCACGUGCUCAUGACAGCUCGUCCCGACACUGAGCUUCCCGCUUCGUUCAAUCCAGAGUCCACCUUCCAUAUAUACUCCGCCGAACAAGACCUUCGAUUGUUUCUCAAGACGCGAGUCAAUGAUCUCGACUGCCUUCCUGAAGAUGACUACGACGACGACAUGUCGCAAAGCUUAAAGGAACGAAUCGUCGAUCGGAUUCUCGAAGCUGCGGAUGGGAUGUGA